Candida tropicalis MYA-3404 is the source of this 1251-nucleotide messenger RNA. RefSeq lists its product as uncharacterized. Gene Ontology annotation, molecular function: dioxygenase activity. Bases 1 to 1251 code for a protein of 416 amino acids. The transcript has a single exon. The record is from RefSeq and is a predicted model, not a curated record. Lineage: Eukaryota; Fungi; Ascomycota; Pichiomycetes; Serinales; Debaryomycetaceae.
AUGCCAGUUGCAACAGAUAAAUACAAUUUAAGACCAUUUGUUGAAGCACCAUUAUCUUCAUCAUCCACAAAACCAUUAGAAUUGGAAGCUAUUGAUUUAUCUCUUUAUAAAGAAGGACCAGAGAAUUUACCAAUUCGUAAACAAUUAGCUUCUCAAAUUGAAAAAUCUUUAUCUACUUAUGGAUUUAUCACCGUUAUUAAUCAUGGAUUCCCCGAAUCAAAAUUAGAAUUUCUUAAAUCCUUAGCACAAGGAAUCUUGGAAAUUCCAUUAGAGGAACAAAAGAAAUAUCUUGCUGGUGCUUUGAAAUCGGAUCUUGAAGAUAGAACUAUAUCAGUUGGUGCUGAAAGAGGAAGUGGAUUUAAACCAAAGGGAUAUUGGUCAAUGAGAAAUGGUGUUGAAGAUUCAAUUAUUCAUUAUAAUUUUAAUAAUAUGCAGCAUCAAUUGUUUUUUGAUACUGAAAAGAAUAAUUAUCCAGAUAUCGUUAAAGAUCAUUUAAAUGAAGUUGCUGAAUACUAUAGAUUUUUACAUACUGAGGUGUUGAGAAAAUUGGCUAAUUUAUCUGAUCUUGUUUUAGAACUUCCAGAAGGAUUCCUUUAUGAGAACUAUUUUAAAGUUAUUGAAAGAGAUAUCCCUGCCUCAGGUGGAGGUGCUGGUAGAUUUAUGUUAUAUGAAGGUAUGGAUCCUGAUGAUUCUGAAAAAGUUGAAAAUACCUGGCUUAGAGGUCAUUCCGAUAGUGGUGGAUUCACAUUUAUAACAUCACAACCUAUUCUUUCUUUACAGAUUAGAGAUUAUUAUACUGGAGAAUGGAGUUAUGUUGGACAUACUCCUAAUGGGUUGAUUGUCAAUAUUGGUGAUGCUAUGGAAUUUAUCACUGGUGGAUUUUUCAAGUCUUCUAUUCAUAGAGUAGUUGGUCCACCAGAGGAUCAAAAGGAAUAUCGAAGAUUAGUGUUGAUUUAUUUCAGUAAACCUAAUGAAUCCGCAAUCUUGGACCCUGAACCGUUGAAUUCUCCUAAAUUAAAACGUUUGGGGAUUGAGAAACCCGAAGAAUGGGAGAAGAUUGAUUUCCGUGCUUGGAAUGAUGAAAAAUCAAGAUUGUUUGGUAAGAAAAAGGUUAAUGAUACUCAAUCUGAAGAACCUAAGUUGGUUUUGGUCUAUGGCAGGUUACAUGAAAGAUGGCAUCAAGCAGAAGCUGAUUUUAGUUUAGAAGAGGCUGAAAAGAAAUUCCAAAUCAUUAAAUUAGAUUCUGCGUAG